CCAUCUCUGGGAUUGGACUAUAGUGCGUUCAAUGAAUGUGACGACAAAUGUCUGAACUGUUGUUUGACUUCAAUCUGACGGUAUCGUCGGCCAAGUUGUCGGGCACUACAGCCUUCUUUAAGCCGGACCCGUACGUCGAGAUUGUGGUCGACGGAGGCGUACCAAACAAGACUGACUAUAAUAAGUCCACUUAUAAUCCCAAAUGGGAUGAAGUGUUUCCAUUGUGUGUUUCCGCCUAUUCCUUCAUUCAUUUACGAGUGUUUAAUCACAACUCAAUCAAAAGGGACGCCCUAUUAGGUGAGGCCACUAUCGAUAUCUACGAGCUAUUGAAACGCAAUAAUGGUGUGUUUGAACGGUUGACAUAUCCACUACAAUUGCAAUCGCCGGCCACUAAUGGCCCGAAAUCAACUCGAAACCCGUGUUUUUUGUAUACAGUGUUAGAUGGACUCCGAGUAGAUAUGAGUAGAUUUCCUCCUAAAGACUCUCAUCGGCCGCUAUCAGUGCGGACCACGACUAACAGUGAUGCGGAUAUCAAUAGCCCUUCGUCAUCAUCAACACCACUACUGCCUCGAAUUGUUGAAUCGGAUGCAACUGCUUCAUCGUCCACAGUAACAGCUCAAGAUAUGACCAGUGCAUCGCCAAGUAGUGACAAUUUGCCGGCCAAUGGCGGUGUGCCCAAUACUAACGGAAUGGCAAGCAUUAUAAGUUCACUGCCUCGUUGGUCACUAAACGAUCCAAAUCCUAACAAUAGGGUUAAUAAUGUUGCAAAUACUGCAACCCCUGCUUCUCAACCACAGCCAGAAACGGCUGCUCCCAGGCCUAGUCCCGCUCGUUUACCACCACCACCACCGCCGCCACCAGCAGCAGCAGCAGCAGCACCCAUACCACCAAUGUCCAAUCUUCCCGGACCUGUUGUGGGUGCACCUAUGAUACCAACAACAGCACCAGCAACUGUUCAACAAAACGUUGAAGAAGAACCGCUUCCUCAAGGAUGGGAAAUCAGAUUUGAUUCUUAUGGAAGAAAGUAUUAUGUGGACCAUAAUUCGAGAUCAACUACAUGGGAACGGCCACAACCAUUACCUCCCGGUUGGGAAAUGCGAAGAGAUAAUAGAGGAAGAGUUUAUUAUGUCGAUCACAACACUAGGACGACUACAUGGCAGAGGCCAACACCAGAGCACGUCCGUAAUUUUCAGCACUGGCAGUCACAACAGGGCUCUAUUAUGCAACAGUGCGGACAAAGGUUUCUUUAUGAUCACUCAAAUAAUAACGGGUCAGCCGUUGUCAAUGGAGCUAACAGUAGUACAACAGAAGAUGACACAUCACUUCCAGAACUACCAGAAGGUUGGGAGCGAAGAGUUGAUCCCAGCGGAAGAGUUUAUUUUGUUAAUCAUAAAAAUAAAACUACUCAAUGGGAAGAUCCGCGAACACAGGGAAAAGAGACGCCUAAUCUUGCAGCAGAAGUCCCAUUGCCUGCCGGUUGGGAAAUGAAGUAUACAACUGAAGGAACGCCUUAUUUUGUUGACCACAACACAAAAACUACGACAUUUAAUGAUCCGCGCGGACCAAAGGGAGGUAAAGGCCAGUAUGGAGUUCCAGCAGCCUAUGAGCGCUCUUUUAGGUGGAAAUUAACACAAUUUCGAUACUUGUGUCACUACAACGCUCUACCCAGUCAUAUCAAAAUUCAAGUGGCCAGAGCUAACAUAUUUGAAGACUCAUUUCAUGCCAUUAUGCGGGUCCCACCACACGAACUCAGGAGACGACUAUUCAUUACCUUCAGAGGUGAAGAGGGUCUCGAUUACGGCGGUAUUGCUAGAGAAUGGUUUUUCCUAUUAUCACAUGAAGUUUUAAAUCCGAUGUAUUGUCUGUUUGAAUACGCCGGCAAAAAUAAUUACUCAUUACAAAUAAAUCCGGCCUCAUCAGUGAACCCUGAUCAUUUACUAUAUUUUAGAUUUAUUGGACGAUUCAUUGCUAUGGCCCUAUUUCAUGGAAAGUUUAUUUAUAGUGGUUUUACGUUACCAUUCUAUAAGCGAAUGUUAGGCAAAAAGUUGGUUAUGAAAGACAUCGAAUCAAUUGAUCCCGAGUUUUAUAAUUCUCUUCUUUGGAUUAAAGAGAAUUCAGUAGAAGAGUGUGGUUUGGAAUUAUAUUUUUCAGUAGACUUUGAAAUUUUAGGACAAAUACAAUCACAUGAAUUAGUUCCCAAUGGGGGCGACAAAAGGGUUGACGACCAGAAUAAAGAUGAGUACUUAAGACUUAUGACUGACUGGAGAUUCAGUAGAGGUCAAGAAGAACAAACUAAAGCAUUUUUGGACGGCUUUAAUGAAGUGCUACCACUUGAAUGGUUACACUAUUUUGAUGAACGAGAACUCGAGUUAUUGUUGUGCGGAAUGCAAGAGAUUGAUAUCGAGGACUGGCAGCGAAACUCAAUAUAUCGACACUACACGAGAAACUCUAAACAAAUCAUAUGGUUUUGGCAGUUCGUACGCGACGGUUGUGAUAAUGAAAAACGUGCCCGACUUUUGCAAUUUGUCACCGGCACAUGUCGUGUACCAGUUGGUGGUUUUGCCGAACUGAUGGGCUCUAAUGGUCCGCAAAGAUUUUGUAUUGAAAAAGUCGGUAAAGAGAAUUGGUUGCCACGAAGUCAUACCUGUUUCAAUCGACUCGAUUUACCGCCGUAUAAGUCAUACGAACAGUUGGUUGAAAAGUUGACGUUUGCUAUUGAAGAAACUGAAGGUUUUUCACAGGAAUAGACCAUUCAGUAAAUGAUUUACUUUAAGACCAAUUACUUAGAAACUGCACUAUCAGUGAUAACAACCAAAAUAAUGUUGUGAUCGACCAAUGAAUGUCCAGUCGUUAUAUAAAAUGACAGAUAAAACACUUGAAUAUAUUAUAUAUA
Molecule: messenger RNA, 2893 nt
Organism: Oppia nitens
Lineage: Eukaryota; Metazoa; Arthropoda; Arachnida; Sarcoptiformes; Oppiidae
Gene: Su(dx)
Product: E3 ubiquitin-protein ligase Su(dx)-like
Exons: 12
Coding region: 48-2747 (899 amino acids)
Biological process (GO): ubiquitin-dependent protein catabolic process
Molecular function (GO): ubiquitin protein ligase activity; protein binding
Source: RefSeq, a predicted model, not a curated record